AUGGACACUUUAAUUGGAUUGAAGGGAAAAAACUUCAUAAUUCUAGCAGCAGAUACGUACAGUGUCAAUUCAAUCAUAAAAUUAAAGAAUGACGAUAAAACAAAAUUCUACGAUAUUAAUGGAAACAAAUGUCUCCUAUUGGGAGGCUCAAUUGGAGAUAAAAUUCAAUUUGGAGAAUUUAUAAGGAAGAAUGUGCAUCUUUACCAGUAUCAGAAUUCAACUGAUUUGUUUGUAAAAUCUUUUGCUUACUUUACCCGAAAAAAUCUGGCUUAUUAUUUGAGGAGAAAUCCCUAUGAGGUUAAUUGCCUCAUAGCUGGAUAUGACAAUAAGGACGGAUAUCAACUCUAUUGGUGUGAUUACUUGAGUAAUAUGGAUGCAAUAAACAAAGGUGCUCAUGGUUAUGGAGCAUACCUUGUUAAUGGAAUUCUUGAUAAGUACUACGAUGAAAAUAUGAAUUUGGAAGAAGCAUUACUUAUUUUUAAAAAAUGCUUUGAAGAAUUGAAAAAAAGAUUUCUUCUUACACAAAUUAAUUAUGAAUUACGAAUUAUGGCUGAUAAUAAAAUAGAGGCUCAAUAUGUGACCAUUUGA
This is a messenger RNA of Plasmodium gonderi, 588 nucleotides long. Its product is annotated as proteasome subunit beta type-2. Lineage: Eukaryota; Apicomplexa; Aconoidasida; Haemosporida; Plasmodiidae. The transcript has 2 exons. The coding region runs from base 1 to 588 and encodes 195 amino acids. Gene Ontology annotation, biological process: proteasomal protein catabolic process. The record is from RefSeq and is a predicted model, not a curated record. Gene Ontology annotation, cellular component: cytosol; nucleus; proteasome core complex, beta-subunit complex. Gene Ontology annotation, molecular function: peptidase activity.